Molecule: messenger RNA, 3017 nt
Organism: Zea mays
Lineage: Eukaryota; Viridiplantae; Streptophyta; Magnoliopsida; Poales; Poaceae
Product: putative SET-domain containing protein family
Exons: 9
Coding region: 368-2599 (743 amino acids)
Cellular component (GO): nucleus
Molecular function (GO): protein binding; zinc ion binding; histone methyltransferase activity
Source: RefSeq, a predicted model, not a curated record
GGUCAGUGACCCAUCCGCUCGCCGCGCCUUGUUGCCUUCCUUUGUUGUUGGUUGGGGGGACCUGGGAAGAAGAGAGAAACCCCAGCAGACGCCAGAGGAAGAGAGAAAACCCCAAGUCCUCCUCGCCUCUUCCGCCUUUCCUCUUCCCCCUUCCUAGUAUAGACAAUCAUCAAUCUGUGAGAUUGGCGAGCGAAUCACGCAUACAACUGUAGGAUGGAGCGGGGAAUGAAUGCCUCCCCUGAUUGCAGUUAAUCCUUCCCAUUCCAGUCCGUUCCUCGUCCACUGGAGUCCGUUGAAGUACAGGCUGCAGUAGGACAGGGAGCAACCGCCACCAUAGCUGUUCGCCAUUUCUUCCAUCAACACCAACAUGAGCAGCAACAAGGAAAGGGCCAAGAAGGCAUUGAACGCCAUGAAGCUGCUUGGUUUCUCUAAGAAGCAGGCCACCCCAGUACUCAAGGAACUCCUCAACAUCUUCAACAACAACUGGGAGCCCAUUGAGGAUGAGUGCUAUCGUGCCCUCGCUGAUGCCAUCCUCGAUAGGCAAGACAACAAACAAACCCCUCCCUCCCAACAGGGCAACCAAGCAGCACAUGCGCACUCGGAGCACGAUCGGCAACAAUAUGUUUCUGCUAUUCACGAUGACAGAGGCGAAGAUGAUAAUGAAACGCCCCUGGUGAAGAGGCCCAGGAUGGGCACGGCUAAUUUCAGGGCAGAGUUGCAGCCAUUUGAGUCUGGACCACAGCAACCCACUGUUUCAACCCAAGGUGCUCUGUCUGUUUCGCCACAAAACAGUCGUGGAGUAACUAGGUCCUUGACUGUAGUGCUGCAAGAUGCUGGGUGUGAAUAUCCUUUAGCUGUCGAUGAUUCUUUCAUCGUGAAAGAACCCAAACCAGAACCACAAAUUGAUAUAGCAGAAAUCAACAUUGGUGACCAUUUAACUGAACCACAAGUUGAUAUAGCAGAAAUCAGUGUCGGUGACCAUUUAACUGAUCGAGAUUUUCUGACUGGUCCUGAUGCCAUACAGCUCAGUGAUGGAUCUUCAGAACAAACUGCAGGUUCUGGUGCAAGAGGCAGCAUGGUCAAACAAGCUCAAAGUCUGGGUAGGAGCAAGCAAAAAGCCCCAUUGUGCAAGAAUGGGGUAGGGUCUAUGAUUCAAAAUACUCAGGAGACAUCGUUUGUGGAGGUGGAUGUUGCUUCUUCCGCCAAUGGCGAGGUGAAGAUGUCAUUGAAAUGCAGCUUGGAAUCUUCGAAUUUCAGCAUUAGUAUGGAGGAGGUUUUCAAAAUGGUUGAGGAGAAAUGCCUUCACUCAUACAAGGUGCUACCUCCAGAUUUUUCUAUUGGCAAGCUGAUGAGUGAGGUAUGCCAAUCUGUUGUGCAGUUGGGCACUAUGCAUUCUGAGGUUAAUAGGGACAGUGGCAGCUUGCAUAAUGAAGUAGUUGCUCCUUUUGUGAAGCCAAUUGCUUGUGAGGCUGCUGUGGACAUAAAUGAUAAUGUGGCUGGUGGAUCAUCAGUGCUUGAUUCCUCAGAACCUUGUUUGCAAAAUUCGCUUGUUGCUUGGGAUCCUGAGUUUGCUCAUUGUAAGCAAAAAACAACCCAUGAUACCACUGAUAUAUCCAAAGGGGAAGAGCGGGUAAGAAUACCUAUAGUAAAUGAAUUUGGCAGCGAGAAAUGUCCUCCAUCCUUUUAUUACGUACCAAGAAAUCUUGUCUUCCAAAAUGCUUAUGUCAACAUCUCGAUUGCUCGGAUUGGUGAUGAAGAUUGUUGUGCUGAUUGUUCUGGCAACUGUUUGUCAUCCUUAGUUCCAUGUGGCUGUGCAAGAGUGACGGGGGGCGAAUUCCCCUAUACACCAGAGGGCCUGCUUAAGACAGAAUUCCUUGAUGAAUGCACCUCAGUUAAUCAUUUCCCACAAGAGCAUCAUAGGUUCUACUGUACAGUUUGCCCUCUUGAAAGAUCUAAGAAUAAAGCCUCACCUGGUCCGUGUAAAGGCCAUCUUAUGAGAAAAUUCAUUAAAGAAUGCUGGAGUAAAUGUGGAUGUGGCAUGCAGUGUGGAAAUCGUGUGAUUCAGCGUGGUAUAACAUGCAAAUUGCAGGUGUUCUUUACACGCGAGGGCAAAGGCUGGGGAGUACGCACAGUAGAGGAUCUCCCAAAAGGUUCCUUUGUCUGUGAAUAUGUUGGAGAGGUACUAACAAGUUCUGAAUUGCACGAAAGAGCAAUUGAAAAUGCAAGAAAUGGUAAACAUAAGCAUCAAGUACUCCUGGAUGCUGGUUGGGGUUCAGGUGUAUUGAGGGAUGAAGAUGCCCUUAGCCUUGAUGGUUCAUUUUAUGGGAACGUUGGGCGAUUUAUCAACCACAGAUGCUAUGAUGCGAAUUUAGUUCAGAUCCCUGUUGAAGUUGAGACGCCUGAUCAUCAUUAUUACCAUCUGGCAUUUUUCACGAACAAGAAAGUAGAGGCAUUUGAAGAGCUAACAUGGGAUUAUGGCAUUGGUUUUGAUGAUACGGAAGGGCCCAGUAAACCAUUCAGAUGCAUGUGUGGAAGUAGAUAUUGCCGCGAUCCGAAUAAUCUGAGGAGGAUGGCUAGAGCAGCUGCAAAGCGGAAGUAGGCGGGGAAGCUGAACUUGGUUGGAGAUUAGCACAUCAACUUUUGCUGUGGUAUUUGGUUCCGUAUUUGAUGUGCAGCAGCAUCACAUCAGUUAGUACUUAGUAUUAGUGUAGAUAGAUGGAGAUGAGGGCGGAUGUUUUGGACCCUUGCCCGUGGCUGAGCAACACGAUUGCGACCUUAACCUACGGCAUAUUGGCAUGUAAAUUAGCCUGGGAUUGAGUAGGCGUAGAAAGAACGCGUAAUAGUACUUAGUUAUGUCAUGUCAUCUUGGUAGAGGGCAAGUUAAAUUACAUGCCAUGUCGUUGCAUCAUCUAUGCCAUGCUGGGUUGGAUGCUUGUGCUGAAUGAUUUGUUGAAGCGACUAGCCUAGGCACUUGUUUUUGGCGGUAUCUUCUAAAAAAAUUUCUUCCCUAUAUGUCA